This is a messenger RNA of Haliotis rufescens (red abalone), 3329 nucleotides long. RefSeq names its product protein XRP2-like. NCBI's taxonomy places the organism in Eukaryota, Metazoa, Mollusca, Gastropoda, Lepetellida, Haliotidae. The record is from RefSeq and is a predicted model, not a curated record. Gene Ontology annotation, cellular component: cilium; periciliary membrane compartment. The coding region runs from base 798 to 1859 and encodes 353 amino acids. The transcript is spliced from 9 exons. Gene Ontology annotation, biological process: post-Golgi vesicle-mediated transport. Gene Ontology annotation, molecular function: GTPase activator activity.
ACUUCUUCCCUCCAUGUCGUCAAGCAGUGGGCAUGUACGGAACAGGAAUUAAUAUUUCGUGACCUAGGUCUCGUUGAUUCAGACCUUAUCAGCCACGAUGCUUGGCUGAUACUCUUGUGAAGGAAUUGUACCGAGGAGUGUACAGUGAAGAUGUAGUUGGCUGGCUUUUUGUUUGUGAUUACAAGUCGUCCAUGGUUGAUUACCUGUGACUAGUGAUCUGAUUAUGAACCCACUUUCAUAUGUAUUGUGUUUGGUCAGCCACAAGCAUGUAAGGGUUCUUUGAUGUUGUGGAUUGUUCUGUGAUAAGGUUUGGCCAAAUCGGUUGUGUAUAUGAAGCCUUUCUGGAUACAAUGACUUCACUAUGGCUUUAUGUGGUGUGUUGACUCAUUUUUAAGCAUUUGGAAGUUUUUGAUUAUAUUUAUGACAUACUUACAUAAUAUGUAAAUAUGGUAAUCAUGCAUUGUUGGGUAUGACGUCCUCGACAUGCUUGAGGUGUGAUGAAUUUUUGAUGUCACAGUUAUUAAUGACUUAGUGAUAUCAAUAUUUAUGAGCAAACAUUGGAUACCAGUAACAAGCAAUUCAAUUUCAGUGGGAAAUGAUUGUUUGAUGUUCAGCUUGAGUUUGUUUCAUGAAGCAAGUCGAUGAAACGUUGAUGAUAUACUGAAAAUUCUGCUACCAACACAGUGAUGACAAUAUUUACUGUGGCAAUGAGAAGCAGACAGACACAACUGUGCUUGUGUUGUUUUGACCGCUGGAGAUAGAAUGGGGUUUGCUGUGUAAUACGAUACCCUUUUGCCAUGGAGUGUAUCAGUCAUCUGCUGGGAUUUCACAAAACUUGUACUGUUAUGACAAAACACAAGUGCAGAAGAUGUCGUCAAUUAAGCAGGGAUGUACGAGCCCAGGUGAAUGUGAAAGACUUCAUCAUAGAAGACUUGAAGAAUGAAACGGUCAGUCGACUGCCAGGAAGUGUCAAUGGGCAGCAGCUGGUCAUACAGAACUGUGAGGACUGUAACAUCUAUGUGUUUGACCACUCUGCAACUAUAACCAUAGAUGACUGCACGAACUGUCGGAUGUUCCUUGGACCAAUCAAAACAAGUGUUUUUUUCCGUGACUGCAAGGACAUCAAAGCAAUGGUUGCCUGCCAGCAGUUCCGGACGCGAGACUGCAGCCGACUGGACAUAUUCUUGUGUUGUGGAUCGCAGCCUAUCAUUGAGUCCACCAACAAUGUCAAGUUAGGCUGCUUCCAGUGCUCCUACCCACAGCUCGACACUCAGAUGAAGGCGGCCGGGAGGACAGUGUUCAAUAACACCUGGAGUAACAUCCACGACUUUACGCCCGCCCCAGGGGAGACAAACUUCUCCCUUCUCUCAGAGGAUGUGAAUAUUGAGGACUAUAUCCCACUGCCAACUGGGGAGCAGUUUGCCUCUUUACAGAUCACAUAUGAUGCCAGGAAGAGUUGUGUCCCUUACACACUCGGCACAAGGCGGAAAAAGUCAGAUGAGUCAUGUCUCAUUAUAUUCUUCAAUGAUGGAGGCUCUCAUGACCGGGCCAUCUCAUUUAUAGAAGCCAUGAGGAAUAACCAUCCUGACUGUUCCCUGAUGCAGACGAAGGAAGUCUCUAUGCAGUCUGCAGACGCACAACGAGUGUUUGGCACUGACUCCUAUUCAUUAGCAGUACAACAAGGGCCUGUGAUUGGGUUGGAGUAUAAUGGAACUGGUGUAAUAAAACACUGCCAAGAAACAGUUGUGGAUCUGACGAAGGGGACAACUGGGCUGGUGUUCGUGAGCCAGAACCUGACAGCAGCGCUGCAGCAGAUCGACAACUUCUACAACUUUGCCGACAUGCAGAUGGGCAUGUGAUCACUUGCUCCAUCAUCAGAUCGUCAACCAAUACACUGAGUGCCUGACACACGCCACUGCUAGUGUCCUACAGAACAGUCAGACAGUCUGCACAGCAUGGAAGCAGGGGGUGUACACCAUCAAUAGUCAAUUCUAUGGCCAGACCAAUUCAAUUACUUGUUUUAGAGAUCCACCUGUCACUCUUAAGCCGUUUUCAAUUGGAAUAAUAAUUGUGUCUAGUUUGUUUGUUAUUCAUAUGAAAACAUCUGUUUACUUUCAUAAUGGUUUAAAGGGAUCCAGUCAUCUAAGGUGCUCAAUUGACUGUACACACCACCAAUCUUGUGGGUUUGAAUCCUCGGUUUACCCUGAUUAUGUUUCUAGGUUAGUAAGCACCAUACCCAUGGUCGUGGGUGUCAUCAAACUGAUGAACGUUUGACACAUGCAGCACUUCAGGCUUUCCUCCCACAUUAAGCUGACACGCCGCGAUAUAACUGGAAUAUACUGUUCAAAGCAGCGAUAAACCCAGCUCACUCACUCACUCACUCAUAACUGGUUGCAAAACUUUUCCUCAUUUCCUAAUUUUAUGGUACAAUGUGUGAAGCCCAUUUCUGGUGUCUCCCGCCGUUAUAUUGGUGGAAUAUUGCUAAAAGCGGUGUUAAACUAUACUCACUCACUCACUCACUCACUCACUCCUAGUUUAAUACUGGGUACUUCCUGUUGGCCAGAGAGAGUUCUGAUCAUACUUUGUCCUUCCAUCAUUAAAAUUUAAGAGUUCUCCUGCCUUCAGGAGUUUUGGGGAUGAAAGCUGAUAAAACAAAUACUUACAUUGGCCUGGCCUUUAUUGAGCACAGAAAUAUUAAGUUAUAUACGAAAAAUAAUUUAAGAUACCCUAUGCUAUGAUGAAGUAAAGUGAAGAUUUUAUUGAGGAUUAUAUCUAGAUGCAUGACUUGUAUGGUAUUUUGUUUAGGAUGUUGAUAUAAAUUGUAUUUCUAUAUGAAUGGGGUAAAUCCCUGAUUGUGUCUUUUAUGAAUAAACUUUAGUAAACAAAAUUAAUCAUAGGGGAACGAAAACAUGUGCCAAAUUAUGAGUUUGUUAAUGUACUGUUAUUGUAAAACAUUUACCAUCUUCAAAUUUCAUACUGUUGUUUACUAAGUUACAUUGCAGCGUGUCAUUUAGUAUUAUGUCAUUGGUCAUUAUGAACUACUUAUUCCUUGGUAAGACUUGUUCGAUACACUUUGAAUCAAGCAUUAUUAACCAUGAUUUUUUUAGCAUACUUUGAAUGUUCUGUUUCUAAUAUAUACCUUCCCCUUGAUUAUUGUUGUUCGUGCCACAAAACAAUAUUAACCUAUUGAGUGUGUGCUGAUUUGGAAAUUACCGUAUUCAACGUAAUACGCGCCCAAGGUGCUAUCAAAAUUAGAAAUAGGGGGCUCUUAUUACAAUAUUGAUUUGGUGGAAAAAAAAUAAUUUCAUGGUUUAUGCUGACAGCCUUUA